CCGCUCCCAUUUAUUAUUACUAUUACUAAUUUACUAUAAAUAAAUAUCAAAACUUGUUUGCCAACACACCAUCAUUCCAGCUUCCCUUUUCAUACAACUACAAAACCCCUCUCUCUCUCUCUCUCUCUCUCUCUCUCUCUCUCUCUCUCUCUCUCUAAAAGUGAACAUAACAAACAACAGCCAUGGGUGGUGGCGCCGACGAGGAGUGGGUCAACGCCGCCAUGACCGACGACGCUAUGGUGGUGGACCUCCUGGUGCGCCUACACCGCGCGCCGCCGUCAAAGCCGCUGGAGUGGAGCGUGCGGCAGAGGAGGUCAAAGCCAGCGACGGCGAGGAAACCUGGUCGCAGCAGCCCCACCAAUCCGCUGUCGUGGAGCGAUGCCACCUCCGCCUCUCAGGACUCUACCCGCCCGCUUCCCUUCAAACUCUCCACCUCAACCAGAUCUAAGAAUAAUGUAGAUGGUGAAAAGACCAACUCCAAGAGGUCAAGAAAAAAGAAGACUUUGGCAGAGCUCAAAGACGAAGAGAGCUCACUGCUCAAUGAAAGAAGAGAGCUAAAAAGGGAAAUGGCUGCCUUACGAAUGAAUCUGGAGAGACAAAGGGCUACACACGAGAAACUAAAGCGGAUGAAGAUUGAUCUGCAGCCAUCUCACGAAUCAACAUCCGUAGCUGAGGAAUCAGUCUCUGGUCAACAACUUCAAAUGGGAUCAACGGCUUGUGAUCCUACUACUACUCUCACAACGCCAAUUGUCUCGGGGAGUGAUGUCCCUCUACAAUCCUCUGUUUCAAAUGCUCGUUGCAACGGGAAUGCUGAUGCAGCAUCUGGUUCUAAGUUCAUCCUCCCUGAUCUAAACGUUCCAUUCGAUGAGCCCAGCUAGCUAGACCAUCAACGGUGCACCUGUUCUCGACUAAGAUAGAACAGGUGCAACGAAUGAUAUCUAUACUUGAUAGAGACUAACCUCUUUAGGACAGAGUACUGUAGUUAUACGGUAGAAGCAGUUACCUCCAACUCGGCCCGACCAACUGCCAGUGGUUGGGAUCUAUUCUUUUUGUUAGUUAUCACCAAUGUACUAGAUUGGAAAUACUAACGUGUGAGAAUAUGUCAAAUUCUUCUUCUCUUGAAUUUUUCUAGAGAUUUUUAUAGGCGAAAAUGUAAAGUGUUUGGUUUGUUUUGGGCA
Salvia splendens (bonfire salvia) is the source of this 1178-nucleotide messenger RNA. RefSeq lists its product as uncharacterized. The record is from RefSeq and is a predicted model, not a curated record. NCBI's taxonomy places the organism in Eukaryota, Viridiplantae, Streptophyta, Magnoliopsida, Lamiales, Lamiaceae. The transcript is spliced from 5 exons. Bases 183 to 878 code for a protein of 231 amino acids.